AUGUCUGAAGGGUAUGAUAUGCUAAUGAAUGUCAAUGCCAAGAAGCUUGAAUGGAAAUUUCAGGUGUAUGUUGUUCGUAUAUGGAAAAAUCCAAACAGGUACAACCAAAAGGAAGUUAAUAGCAUAGAGAUGGUACUUCAAGAUAUGAAGGGAGAAAGGAUCCAAGCGUCAAUCAAUAAAGGUUUAUUCAAGAAGUGGAGGGGUUUUUUUGAGGAGUUUAAAAUGUACAUUAUGAGUAACUUCAUAGUUGUGGACAAGAUGGAGAAGAUUAAAACAACAAGAAAUAGGUGGACUUUGAACUUUUCCCACAGAACAGUUGUGGUUCGUGUGGAAAAUCCAAAUAGUAACCAUCCUUUCCAGUAUCUUUCAUAUUGUGACUUAUUUGGUAUCAUUCAUUGUUCGUUACACAUAAUCGGGGAGGUUGUUGGGAAGGAGGACCCAAGGGAUAUAAUCACAAGUAAAGGAAAGGAAACAAAACGUAUGGUGGUUGUGAUAGCAGACCUAGAUAACAACAAUCUUGAUUGUGUGUUAUUUGGUGACAUGGUCGAUCAAAUAGUUCCCCAUCUUGAAGAUGGCAGGGUUGAACCACUAAUAGUGGUGUUGCAGUUCUUUAAACCCAGCCGAUGGAAUGAAAAGGUAUCGGUUCAGAGCCACUUUGAUGUCUCUAAAAUACAUGUUAAUCCUGACAUGAAGGAAGUACAUGAUUUUCGGAAAAGCUUGCUUGACAGUGUAACCUCUAAUUCGGUCAGGAUUAGUCAGGUAUCCGGUCAUGGUGUGCAAUCUGGUGCUGCAGAACUGAAAAGAGGAGGUGUCGUAGUGAAAUCAAUAGAGGACGCACUCAAUUCAACAGAGGAAGGUCCUAUAUGGAUUGGCGAAACCAUUGUCUCUAUCAAUGCUGGCAACAACGAUUGGUUUUACAAAUCAUGUAGGAAGUGUCCAAAGAAAGUAGAAACUCCAAUUGGAAAUCGAUAUGAAUGUUCCAAAUGUGGUCACACACAUGGCAGUGCAUCCCUUAGGUACAAGAUUGAAGUUAUGGCCUAUGAUGGAACAGGAAGUAUAACUAUGCUAAUGUGGGAUAGAGAAACAACACAGCUUAUAGGGAGACAAGCUGAACAAAUCAAGGAUGAAGAUUGUUUGGAAGGGGAAGGUUACCCCCCAACUCUUGAUAACAUGAUGGAUAAAAAAUUACUCUUUAAAAUUAAUGUAAAAACAGCCAACAUCAACAAGCAUGACCAGGUUUACACUAUCAUGAAGAUAUGUGACGAUGAAGACAUUGUAGAAAAAAAUUGCCCUAUGGAAUUCAUCAGCAAUCCUUCUGACGUGUUAACUGUAUGUAUCUUCUAUAUCUAUUGCUGUAUAAAUAUAAACUAA
Messenger RNA from Arachis stenosperma, 1371 nucleotides. Its product is annotated as replication protein A 70 kDa DNA-binding subunit B-like. Gene Ontology annotation, molecular function: DNA binding. The transcript is spliced from 9 exons. The record is from RefSeq and is a predicted model, not a curated record. Lineage: Eukaryota; Viridiplantae; Streptophyta; Magnoliopsida; Fabales; Fabaceae. Gene Ontology annotation, cellular component: nucleus. The coding region runs from base 1 to 1371 and encodes 456 amino acids. Gene Ontology annotation, biological process: DNA recombination; DNA replication; DNA repair.